AUGCAUCUGGCUGCGCUCUGUGUCUUCAGGCUUGUUAAGGAGGAGCGUGAGACUGAAAUGUGUACACAGCGCUCACCACGUCUCCGUCAGAGCCGUCUUUUUCAUCUGGGCUCCGACAGGGAUACUCACACGCCUGAGGCCUUUGGCCGAGGCUGCAUGAGGGAAGGGGAAUUUAGGAGUUUUUUUCUAGAAAUUUUAGGCGAUAAGGAAGGAAGCUCAGAUCUGCAGGUGUGCCAGCCGAAAGGCCUGACCUGCUGUUCUCGCAAAAUGGAGGAGCGCUACUUGCUCAUUGCCAAACAGAAUUUGGAGUCCAGUCUCCAGGCCACCAGCGCCCAGCUCAAAGUUCUCAUCAUUCAGAAUGCCGCCCUCUUUCAAGAGGCUUUUGACAUGGUCCUCCGUCUGGGUCGUAAUUCCACUCUGACGCUGUUACGGGAGGAGUUUCCCGGUUUGGGGGCCGGAGCCAGCGGAGCCGUCACACAGUUAUUCCUAGAAAUGUCCCUCUACAUCCUGGGCUCGGAUGCUAACGUAAACGACAUGGUCUCUACCUUCUUCUCCCGCCUUUUUCCUUUCACCUACCGGCGUCUGCUUGGAAACGGGGCGGUGACGGGCAUCUCGGAAGAAUGCCUCCGUGGGGCCUGGAGGGGAACCUCUGCGUUCGGGUCGUUUCCCAAGAUGAUGAUGACCCGGCUGUCUCGCUCGCUCCUGGCCACUCGGGUCUUCCUGCAAGCGCUGAACCUGGGCAUCGAAGUGGUCAACACCACCCAGCACCUGCGUGCGGGCAGGGACUGCGGCCGCUCGCUGCUGAAGCUCUGGUACUGCCCGCACUGUCAAGGCCUGCUGGAGGCCCGGCCGUGCCGCUCACUGUGUGUCAGCACCAUGGGGGCGUGUCUGGGGGGAGCGGCGGAGGUGCAGCCUCACUGGAGGGCGUACGUGGAGGAACUGGGGUCACUCGCCGCUGCCAUGAAGGGGGAGCAGGACAUCGAGGCCGUGGUGCUCAGACUGCACGUCAUCAUCAGACAGGCUUUCAAACAAGCCGUGGCGGCCAAAAGCAAAGUCAGCGCACAGGUGAGCGGGAUAUGUGCACAUGCACCCCCGCGGUCGUCUCGUGCCGCGGCGCUGUCGGCAGAACAUGCAGCUGCCUCGCCGGUGCCCCACAAUCGUCCUACGGUGAACUUUGACCCCGAUGAGACCCUCUUUGGACGCCGCAGGGAGUUUAUCUCGGGUCUGAGGGGCUUCAGUCAGUUCUACAGUGGCCUCGGAGAAGCUCUGUGCAGCAAAGAGCCGACGGCACUCAACAGCUCCCUCUGCUGGAACGGACAGGAGAUGACAGACAAGUAA
Molecule: messenger RNA, 1338 nt
Organism: Sinocyclocheilus rhinocerous
Lineage: Eukaryota; Metazoa; Chordata; Actinopteri; Cypriniformes; Cyprinidae
Product: glypican-3-like
Exons: 5
Coding region: 1-1338 (445 amino acids)
Biological process (GO): regulation of protein localization to membrane; positive regulation of canonical Wnt signaling pathway; cell migration
Cellular component (GO): cell surface; extracellular region; plasma membrane
Source: RefSeq, a predicted model, not a curated record